This is a messenger RNA of Prunus avium (sweet cherry), 2337 nucleotides long. NCBI's taxonomy places the organism in Eukaryota, Viridiplantae, Streptophyta, Magnoliopsida, Rosales, Rosaceae. The record is from RefSeq and is a predicted model, not a curated record.
CCUUUGCUAGUAAUUUCAUGUCUUGUCUCUUCAAUUAUAAUGGUGAAAACAAAAUAUUAUAAUGUUCAGAAUUUUGAAGUCAGUCUCUUAAACCAACCAAUUGCUUGUUUAGCCAGUCCCUGUAGCUAGAAAUCAACUCUAAAAUAAUGACUGUUUCAUCAAGUAUUUUGAGAAUGUACAUACCUUAGAACAGUAAUGUACAGUAACCGUAUGAACCGUAAUAUGGAUAUAAAGAAUUGUAUGCAUCCAAGGUGCCAAAGGCUUUGAUUAAUCAACUUCUAAUCUCCUAAUAAUACAAUGUUAGGUUUUGUUUCGGGCUAACUUUGUAUCCAACUGUGCUCCAUAUUUGGAAAAUGGACAAAAGUUUCGGUUUUGCUUUUCAUGAUUAUACAACUAGCAAUCCCUGCCACCCUCUCUGGUGUAGAUCCUACCAUUUUUUGUUCACCUACUGCCAGAAACUACACUCCUAAUAGCCAAUUUGAGAAUAAUCUGAAGCAGCUACUUGAGUCAUUGUCUUCAAACACUUCAAUCUCUGGCGGUUUCUACAACACCACUAUUGGAAAUAACACUGACAGAGUCUAUGGACAAGCACUUUGUAGAGGGGAUGUGAACUCUACAGUUUGUCGAAAUUGCGUCUAUGAGGCAAGCCAGGAGCUUUUCAAGAGUUGUAAUACGAAUGACGCAAUGAUAUGGUACGAAGUAUGUCAAGUCCGCUAUUCCUUCCAGAUGUUCUUUUCAUUGAUGGUUUACGUUGGAAAUUAUCCAAAGCAGGAUAGUCGGGAGAAGAGAGUGUCAAAUCCGGGCAGCUUUAGUCAUGUUUUGAUUUAUUUGAUGAAAAACCUGUCCGAUGAGGCUGCCUUUAAUCCUUCUAAGAAUAUGUUUGCAACUGGGGAAGUAAAAUUUUCAGGGAAAAAAAAUAUUUAUGGUCUGCAACAGUGCACGAGAGACAUCUCUGAAAGUAACUGCAAAACAUGUUUGGUUUCUGCUUUAGGGGAUCUUUGGGCUUGCUGCUCUUCUAGCCAAGGUGGUGCCGUUGUGGGUAGGAAUUGCAAUGUGAGGUUUGAGAUGUUCCGAUUUUUUGACGACAUGUCAAGCUCUCUGUUAAUUUACCCAUAUUCCGAAGCAGGAGAUAAACGGAAGACGUUGAAGGUGGUGCUUAUAUGUGCAUCAACUUUUCUAUUAGCAUUUCUCAUUGUCUGUUGUAAUGUCCAUCGCCAGCGGAAAAAGGGAUUAGAAGAAUUAAAGGAUGAAGAAAACAGCCAGCAUGUACUAUUACAUGAUUUGGCAAGCCCGACCAGCGUCACGAUCACAGAAGAUAGACAAUUGACAAGUUCUGAGGAGCUGGCCUUCAUGGAUCUAGCUGCUAUUAGGGUAGCUACAGAUGACUUUUCAGAUUCAAACAAGCUUGGACAAGGUGGGUUUGGCACUGUUUACAAGGGUUUGCUACAAAAUGGGAAGGAAGUAGCUGUUAAAAGACUGUCAAGAAAAUCAUGGCAAGGCUUGGAGGAGUUUAAAAAUGAGGUCAUACUCAUUGCAAAACUUCAACACAGAAACCUUGUGCGGCUCUUGGCAUGCGGCUUUGAAGGAGAGGAAAAGCUGCUUUUGUAUGAGUUCAUGCCAAAUAAAAGCCUUGAUACUUUUAUCUUCGAUUCCGAAAGACGAGCUGAACUCAAUUGGAAAACAUACUACAACAUUAUUGAAGGUAUUGCCAGAGGACUUCUGUAUCUUCAUGAAGACUCCCGGCUUAGAAUCAUUCAUAGGGAUUUAAAGCCCAGCAAUGUAUUGUUGGACCAUGAAAUGGUUGCCAAAAUAUCAGACUUUGGCUUGGCAAGGAUAUUUUGUGAACGUCAGAACCCCACUAAAACUAGAAGAGUUGUGGGAACAUAUGGAUACAUGGCUCCAGAGUAUGCAAUGGAGGGUCUAUUUUCUGUAAAAUCUGAUGUUUUCAGCUUCGGUGUAAUCUUGCUUGAGAUCAUUAGUGGGAAAUGGAAUAGUGGAUUCUACCUUACGGAACAUGCCAAGACACUCAUUGCAUACGCAUGGAGACUAUGGAAGGCAGGAAAAGAAUUGGAAUUUGUGGAACCUUUGUUGAUGGAAUCUUGCACAAAAGCAGAGGUUUUGAGAUGCAUGCACAUUGCGCUUUUGUGCGUCCAGGAAGACCCUGCAGAAAGACCAACCAUGUCAGCUGUGGUUGUAUUGCUUGGAAGUGAAUCAGUUGAUCUUCUCGAACCAAAGCAGCCAGCAAUAUUUGCUGUACGUAGAGUUCUUCCAGUUAAUGAGUCUAUAACUGAUCCUUCUGCAAAUGGUCUCACUAUGUCCAUAAUUGCGCCAAGGUGA